Molecule: messenger RNA, 1917 nt
Organism: Fusarium keratoplasticum
Lineage: Eukaryota; Fungi; Ascomycota; Sordariomycetes; Hypocreales; Nectriaceae
Exons: 4
Coding region: 1-1917 (638 amino acids)
Source: RefSeq, a predicted model, not a curated record
AUGGAACUCCCCGAGCACGCCAGAAAGGCACGUCGGUCCAGCAGACGACGCAAGAUGAGACUUCCCAGAGUUGCAGAGCUCCUCAUAGAUCUCGGACUUGCCGGUCAGAAUCCUUCCCCGGACAGGGCCCUCGUCCGGGAAUUCGACGACACUCUCAAGGCUUUCACCGACAAGUUCCUGGCCAAGAAGAACCUCCAGAGGAUCGCUCUCACUCAAUGGUCUGUCCCGUUCAACCAGGACAUCUUUCAGCACCUAGCCACUUCGUUCCUUCACGAGGGUGGACGGGGCUCCUACUUCUGGCCCGACCCGCCUUCUCCUGCGAACAAGAAGGGAUACUGUUUCUCUAAAGAUCGUAAGAAGAUCUGCGAUCUCUUGAUGCCACUGGCCUUCCGUCGUAACCAGAUUUUGAUGAACAACCAGAAGCACAGGAUCAACCCAGCGUACCCUGUCACCCUGCUUCCCACCACACCCACCACGCCCACCAAUGCCGCUCAACAACAGACUGCUCAGCAACAACCAAACAGCCCAGAGACCACAGAAUCUCAUACCUUGAGAUCAAGUCACCUUUCACGGGCCCAUGGGACAAGCUUUGAGACCCCCAUCGAUGUGGAUGGGCUGCCAGAUCUUGCCUUUGACCCCUUCGAUGACCCCUUUAGCGAUGACGAGGCCCCCAGAAACCCCAAGUACUUACGUGACCCUGGAUUCCCUUCACCAGAGUUGUCCUUGCCGCCCAUGGUACCUCAACCAGCAACAGCAGACGAUGAAAUUGACGAAUACUACCUUGACACGCCCAAACGCGUACCCAAAGAGCGGACACCGACUGUGGCUCCUGAGGAGACAGAUGAUUUGCCUGCCCAAGACCCAUACGACGUCCCCAACAGCCCAGAGACAGUUGCGCCCCUUAUCAAUCAAGGCGAAAAGAGGCCAGCAGAGACCGAGCUUGAGGACCCAGCUCGUCGGACCAAGAGCCCUCGACUAGAACAAGGCAAUGCUACCGAGCGCUCUGGCGUUGACGAUGAUGAACAUCCGCCACGCUCCCCUAUAGACCAAGUCACACACAACAACACCUCUGAUGAAGAGACGAGGCAAGCUCAACUAUAUGACUAUGUCCUCCCUGAUAGCCUGGGCCGCAUUGAUGACCUGCCUGGAUCUAUGUCUCACCAAGGGAGCCCUGAACUCGGUGAAGAUGCCCACAGGGAGGCCCUAGCUCGAAGGUCUGCAGCGAUCGACUCCCCCGCCAAAGCACCUCUUGCUCUCAUGUCAGAUGCGCCAGCUCCAGAGCCAGAGGCAGAAGCUGAGGCAUCUCGGAAGCAACCAGAGAUGGACCCAUUGGAGGAUGUUCCCCUUAACGAACCCCCCAAGGCCCAAACCCACCUCAGGGAGGGUACACCUCAAGACAAUGUGUCGCCAGCCCGGCCCGAGAGUGAUGAUGACAUUCAAGGCAAGCCUCGAAGCCAGUUUCAUUCUGAAGAGCCAGAGCAGUCCGUUCCUGUGGUCAAGGGGAAACAGCAGCCUGAGGCACCUCAAGUCGAGGACGCUUUGACGUAUGAGCCGGCCAAGAAUACCACGUCCAACCCAGACCCGACCUUUGCCUUUACCGUGUAUCAAACCGAGAUGCGGCCCGUGAUGUGGAACUACUCGGAGGAUGUCUUCUUCCAAGGCUCCAUGAGAGAGCUGGUUGACGAGCUGCCCAUGGAGAACAAGCACUCCCUCAGGGGCCUAUGCAUCACGCUCAUGGGGAAGCGGCCUGAACAGUACCAAGUCUUUCUGUACAACGAGGUCAAGUACAAGAACGUCAAGGAGAUCUAUCUCACGACUAUAAAGCAGGAGAUACAAGAGGCUAAGCUGGACGGCUCUCGCCUGGACUAUGAGCUUAUAAUCAGGCCGAUAAGGCGAUUGGAGAACAAGGAUGCUUGA